AUGCAUAAAAGCAUAAAGCCCAAGGGUGCAUCCAGGACUGUGCCCUGGCAGGCGAUGGUGUACCUGAACGAGGGGGGGUUCUACGGAGGGCACGGUGGCGGCGCAAUACUCUCUGACCGUUGGGUGCUGACAUCUGGCAGGAACCUCUUCCUGAAGAAGAGCCACAAAGACACGUGUGGACAGCAGCCUCUUGUGCCAAAAGUCUACCUGGGCGUUGCUAAACCUGAGGACGUCGAUGCCUCCAAAGAGGCCGCUGUUGAGCAGGUGUUCUUGCACCCGGAGUUCCAAAACGCCUCAGACUGGGAAAAUGACCUUGCACUGAUCAAGCUGAAGGAGCCCCUGAGUUUUAACCAGACCUUGAUGCCCAUCCCUCUCCCAGAGCAAGGGCAGGAGCAGGAGGAGAGGGUUGGAGAGGAGGCCAUCUUUGGGGCAUGGGACAUGGGCAUCAUCCAUUACCAGCCUGGUGCGGUCAAGUACCUCAAGCUGCCCGUGGUGUCCCAUGAAGUGUGCCGCGCUGAGUACCAGUCCAGUAAAGGUCCCAUCGUAAAUGCCAAUAUGUUCUGCACCGGUGCCAGUGAGUUCCUUAUCAACGUGUGCUUCAUGGAUGCGGGGAACACCCUCGUGUUCCAGAACCCCAAAACAAGAAGAGUUUACGCUGCAGGGAUCGUCUCUUUUGACAACGUGUGCGCGUUUAAGAAGUAUGCGGUUCACACCAGGGUCUCCACCUACCUGCCGUGGAUACGUGACGUCAUGAGGGGAGACGAGGUGGUCUCAGCCCAAAGAGAAUCACUUGUGGCCGAUAUGUAUUCUGGGAAGAUUUAGCCUGUUUUGAGGAGUUUUGUUUCCUGUUUCGUUGUUGAACUGUUUUUUGUUUUUCUUUGUUUGUGUCUUCUCUGCCUUUCAGGGUUCCCACUCUAAGUCAAAUGUAAAAUUCCGUGACUUUUCCCUGACAAAAAAAAAAUAAUUUCCAUGACUUAUACUAUUUACUAACGUAUAGCGUUCAAGAAUAUUUUACUUUUUAGAGUGAGAGAUGAAUAAAUGGGCAUUGAUUAAACAAAGUUGGGCUACUCAAGCAAGCAGUAAAGCAAAUUACCCGCACAAACAAAGUUCUGCGUGGAAAUAUUUGUAUUAAUGCAUUCUGGCAAGUACAUUUUAAACUGCUACAACAAAAUUCCCUGAUAUUCCAUGACUUUGCCCCAAAAAUGAUAAAAUUCCCUGACUUUCCAUGUCUGGAAUAGACUUUCCAAAAUUCCACGAUAUUCCAGAAAUUCCAUGACCCGUGGGAACCCUGGUCUUUGUAGUUUCUGCAUUUGUUGAGGGGCAACUCAAUAAUUUAUAAUAAAUCACAACUCAUUCCAAA
Molecule: messenger RNA, 1360 nt
Organism: Alosa alosa (allis shad)
Lineage: Eukaryota; Metazoa; Chordata; Actinopteri; Clupeiformes; Clupeidae
Product: haptoglobin-like
Exons: 3
Coding region: 1-822 (273 amino acids)
Biological process (GO): proteolysis
Molecular function (GO): serine-type endopeptidase activity
Source: RefSeq, a predicted model, not a curated record